This is a messenger RNA of Mirounga angustirostris (Northern elephant seal), 5579 nucleotides long. RefSeq names its product autophagy related 9B (gene ATG9B). Gene Ontology annotation, biological process: nucleophagy; protein localization to phagophore assembly site; autophagy of mitochondrion. The record is from RefSeq and is a predicted model, not a curated record. The transcript has 14 exons. The coding region runs from base 2138 to 4900 and encodes 920 amino acids. NCBI's taxonomy places the organism in Eukaryota, Metazoa, Chordata, Mammalia, Carnivora, Phocidae. Gene Ontology annotation, cellular component: phagophore assembly site; autophagosome.
UGGGGUGACGUUACUAGGGUAUGCUCAGUGCGUCCCUCCACCGUGGGGUAUCCAUAGUAACGUGCCAGCCGCUGACCUCGGGGCUGUUCUCCUAUGGGUGCUGCCGGCGGACUCCAGAUGUCUCGGGGUCUCCAAGGAGUGUAGAGUGCUGGUCCUCGGGGAGGAAGGGACAAAAAUGACCUGGGGAAUUUUUUCAAAACGUCUGCACGUUCCUUGUCACCCGCCCCUUUCUCCCAGACAGGUCAGAGUUCCAGGGACGGCAGGCACGUGUAUUUGGGAACUUAACUACCCUGGAGAUUCUGAUGCACUCCCCCUACUUAACGAUUGAGAACUAUUAGCGUGGAGGUCCUGUAUAGCUUAUCGAGGCGCGACCCCAGAUUCUUCUUCCCCAUAGAUGCCUUCCUCACCGCAGUCAAGGUGACUUGCCUAAGGCUCCCACUGCACAGCUCUUGCACCUGUGUUAUUUAUUUCUUCCGUGUAAUUAUUUGCAUAGCUACCUCCCCCGUGGACUGUGACUUCUUUCUGGGUAGUGGCUGUCUCAUCCAUCCAUACCCCUUUCCCCUCCAAGUGCCUGGCAGAGAAAAGUGCCCUUUUUAUAAUAAAUUCGCUUGAAUUGUGGGUGGUGGUAGGGAGGCUGUCAAUUGAUGAAUCUGGUGUGGAACUGGGUAGGAAGAUGUGCCAGAUUAGCUUGAAGUUGGGCUGGGAGUAUGGGAGGGGUCCUAAUGUGAGUAUGGUGGAAUAUUGGGGUGAGUGAGGUUGAGGAGCCAUCAGGCAAACCCUACAUAACCCACCUUGGCAGAUGUCUCAGAAAGAUGGGAACUUCCUAGCCCCUCUGCAGUGUGGGACUCCAUCUUGGGCACUAGGAUGUCACCUCUAGAAGUAGUGAAUCUCGUUUCGUAGCUCCGCCUCCUGCUGCUCAGGGAUAAAUUGAUGUAAUAAUCCUUGUCCUGGAAGGCAGCACAGAAGGAGAAAAACAGGCAUAUCUGGACUCCCAUUUUGUGGGCAGUUCUAUGAUUGCCUCCACAUUCCUCCAAUGAACACUCUGGACCCACUUUGUUCCUCUCUCUAUUUCAUGGAUACUGUCCCCCUACAACAGCCCUCAGGCCUAAGCCCCUGAGGCCCUGACACCUGGUUGGCUGAGUCAGCACCUCAGGAAUGGGGUUCAGUAGGAAACCUGGUGAUUCAGGGCCUCAGGAAUGGCAUCGGACAUGCCAACAAACCAGCUGCCUCCUCCUCUUCCUCCUCCUCCUCGUUGAAGUGGCAGCAAGGAACUCAACUCAGCCAGCUCAUCUCUGGGUAUUCAAAUUACCCUUCCAAAUCCCAGCCCCCCAACUGCCCUCUGCUGGCUCAGCUCUGAUGCUUCUCAGGGGCCCCCCAAAACUUGAUCAGGACUAGGGGAGAGGGUUUUUGACGUCUAUGGGAAUAAAGAAAAAAAAAACAUAAUAGAACUUCCAAGGGGCCCUUUUCUACUGUAAGUUCCCCAAACCGCUUCCCACAUCCAGGACAGCUGCCUCUCCUUUCUUCACUGCCUUCCCCUCCUCAAGUUUCCUCCAACCUGGCCGCGGCGGCGCGCAGUCUCCCCUCUUCCCUUAGUACCAUCAGGCAAACUGAACACCAGCCCUGUCUUGUCUUUUUCUUCUUGCUUUUGGUCUUAAAGCAUUUCUCUGUUGAUCUUUGGUGUGUGUGUGUGUGUGUAGGGAGAAGGGAGGCAAGAUUUUAAGGAACCAAAGAUUUAACAUCUCGGCUUCAUAGUCUUAUAAUCCUUUUAUAGGAGUUUCUUUUUGCUGUGUUAUUUUGGCUGCUACUCUCUGGCCUCCCCUUUAAACCCACUCGAGGUCUGAGGAGGAGACAAUAGGUGUCUCUGGUCUGCAUGCUCUUUAGUCCCUGCCUCUCCAGCUUGCACCCCUCCCAGGCACAGAGGCUUGGCCCUGAGAGGUUUGGCCACAGAUUGCCCUGGAAGGGACGUGAGUGGUCAGACAGGUGACUGAGAGCUGGGACGCCUGAGGCCUGCCCUGACUGAGUCACUGCGCUGUUGUUGUCACCAUCCUUGUUGAAGUCCCGGCUCAGCACCCCAGACCUCUGUGGAGGCAGCAGCAGCUCCUAUUCUUCCAAGCUUUCCAGAGAAGCUAGUGGCCUGAUGGUGAGGCGAGUGGGCUGGGCGGGGAGCAGAGGGCGGCUGGGGCCGUGGGGAGACCUGGGGCCUGGAUCAGUGCCUCUCCUCCCCAUGCCCCUGCCUCCUCUUCCUCCUCCUCCAUGUCGGGGGCCUGGCGGAGGGAGGAUUUCCAUCUUCUCUCUGUCCCCUGCCCCUCGCACAAGAAGCUCCCCUUCCUCGGCUCCCCCUCUGGCCCUGGGACCGCCCUGCCCAGCGGUGCAGGCCCCAGGGGCCUCUCAGCCUCGCCACAGUGCCCUCCCCACCCCCACAACGCAGGCACAGCCCGCGAUGACCCCCACCUCUGCUCCCCCCUCUUGGGGCUGCCACUCCACCCCACCCCCAGCCUCAGUGACUCCCCCUGCCUCACACCGAUGCCCCCAGGACCCUCCUGGGCUGCGGAUAGGCCCUCUGAUCCCUGAGCAGGAUUAUGAGCGGCUGGAAGACUGUGACCCUGAGGGGUCCCAAGACUCACCCCUCCAUGGGGAGGAUCAGCAGCCCCUGCUCCAUGUGCCUGAAGGGCUCCGAGGCUCCUGGCACCACAUCCAGAACCUGGACAGCUUCUUCACCAAGAUCUAUAGCUACCACCAGAGGAAUGGCUUUGCCUGCAUCCUGCUGGAGGAUGUCUUCCAAUUGGGACAAUUUGUCUUCAUUGUCACCUUCACAACCUUCCUCCUUCGGUGCGUGGAUUAUAACAUCCUCUUCGCCAACCAACCAAACAACCGGACGAGACCUGCGUUGCUCCACAACAAAGUAACCUUGGCGGAUGCCAUCUUAUCCUCCUCCCAGUGUGCCCAGCGGAUCCGCUCCAGCCCCCUGCUGGUCUUCCUGCUGAUCCUGGCUGCAGCCUUCUGGCUGUUACAGCUGCUUCGCUCAGUCUGCAACCUCUUCAGCUACUGGGACAUCCAGGUGUUUUACAGGGAGGCCCUGCACAUCCCCCCGGAGGAGCUCAGCUCGGUGCCCUGGGCCGAGGUGCAGUCCCGCCUGCUGGCGCUGCAGAAGAGCGGGGGGCUGUGCGUGCAGCCGCGGCCGCUGACCGAGCUCGACGUCCACCACCGCAUCCUGCGCUACACCAACUACAAGGUGGCGCUGGCCAACAAGGGCCUACUGCCGGCCCGCUGCGCGCUGCCCUGGGGAGGCAGUGCGGCCUUCCUCAGCCGCGGCCUGGCGCUCAACGUCGACCUGCUUCUCUUCCGCGGGCCCUUCUCGCUCUUCCGCGGGGGCUGGGAGCUGCCCGACGCCUACAAGCGCAGCGACCAGCGGGGCGCCCUGGCCGCGCGCUGGCGGCGCACGGUGCUGCUGCUGGCCGCCGUGAACCUGGCGCUGAGCCCGCUGGUGCUGGCCUGGCAGGUGCUGCACGCCUUCUACAGCCACGCGGAGCUGCUGCGGCGCGAGCCCGGGGCGCUGGGGGCGCGCCGCUGGUCCCGCCUGGCCCACCUGCAGCUGCGCCACUUCAACGAGCUGCCGCACGAGCUGCGCGCGCGCCUGGCCCGCGCCUACCGCCCAGCCGCCGCCUUCCUGCGCGCCGCCGCGCCCCCCGCGCCCCUGCUCGCGCUGCUGGCCCGCCAGCUCGUCUUCUUCGCCGGCGCGCUCUUCGCCGCGCUGCUCGUGCUCACCGUCUACGACGAGGACGUGCUGGCCGUGGAGCACGUGCUCACCGCCAUGACCGCGCUCGGGGUCACGGCCACCGUGGCCAGGUCUUUCAUUCCGGAAGAGCAGGGCCGGAGUCGUUCCCCGCAGUUCCUGCUGCAGGCGGCUUUGGCGCACAUGCACUACCUCCCAGAGGAGCCCGGUCCUGCGGGCAGGGCCAGCGCUUACCGGCAGAUGGCGCGGCUGUUGCAGUACCGAGCGGUCUCCCUCCUGGAGGAGCUCCUGUCCCCUCUCCUCACUCCGCUGUUUUUGCUCUUCUGGUUCUCCCCUCGUUCCCUGGAGAUCAUUGACUUUUUUCAUCACUUCACUGUGGAUGUGGCUGGAGUUGGGGACAUCUGUUCCUUCGCCCUUAUGGAUGUGAAGCGCCACGGCCACCCUCAGUGGCUCUCGGCAGGACAGACAGAGGCCUCACUGGCUCAGCGUGCGGAGGAUGGAAAGACUGAGCUCUCCUUGAUGAGGUUCUCCCUGGUGCAUCCACAAUGGCGCCCCCCAGGGCACAGCUCCAAAUUCCUGGGACACCUUCGGGGCAGGGUACAACAAGAUGCAGCAGCCUGGGGCGCCACCUCUGUUCGCAGCCCCCCCACGCCUGGGGUGCUCAGUGAUUCUUCCUCACCUCUGCCGGAGGCCUUCCUGGCCAACCUCUUGGUGCAGCCCCUCCUGCCCCCACGGGACCUGAGCCCCACGGCCCCCUGCCCAGCUGCAGCCACAGCCAGCCUCCUGGCCUCCAUUUCCCGCCUUGCCCAGGACCCGAGCUGUGUGUCCCCAGGAGGCACUGGGGGCCAGAAGCUGGCCCAGCUUCCAGAGCUUGCUUCUGCUGAGAUGAGUCUUCAUGCCAUCUACCUGCACCAGCUCCAUCAACAGCAGCAGCAGGAACUGUGGGGCGAGGCUUCAGCUUCUUCCCUGUCCAGGCCCUGGUCCAGCCCCUCCCAGACACUCUCGCCCGAUGAGGAGAAGCCAUCCUGGUCAAGUGAUGGCUCCAGUCCUGCCUCCAGCCCCAGACAGCAGUGGAGAACCCAGAGGACCCAGAAUCUGCUCCCUGGAAGGUUUCAGGAGACCACAGACACCCAGAAGGAGCCUAGUCAGGCCCCUGGCACUGACUGAGAGGGCUCCCCAGGGUUCCCUGGCUUCUCCAGCUAUAGGAGAUCAGACAAGGUGGAGUGGAAGGACGUGACACCGAGCCCUCUUUAGAGACCCACCCCCGCAGACUAUAGGCCUAAGGACGCUUUAGUUGGGCAGGAGUUGGGGGAGGUUAGUGAUGAGCUCACCCAGAGAGCAGAGAAAGGGUAGGAGAGGAGAUGCCAAAAGAUCUGGAAACAAGUCUCGGAGAUGAUCCCCACCUGGAGGGCUAAGGGGACACCACCCCAACUAGCUGUCUCAGCAAUUGCCUGGGAAGCAAUCCCCAGGGAUCCUCAGGGUGGAGGACAGGGCCAAGGCGGAGGCCUAGCUUAAUGUUAGGGAAACAGUUAGGGACGGGACCUGAACCCCAGUGGGCCCUUCGAGCUGGCCUGGCCUUCAGGGUCCCACGGGACUUGUGGAGGGAGGGCCAUGGGGACUUGUGAGUGGGAAGACUACGGAGGGCUGAUGUUUUUGGAGUUCAGCACUGGUGUGAUGUCGGAGAAAGUGGGUGUGGCUCCUCAUCCUGUCUGAAACCAGCAGUAAAGGUUGCGCAUGGCUGUGUUGCACAUCUUUGUGACCUUAGUCGCUGGCAUUCCCACUCCUGGUAGCUGAGGGCUGUACCUGUUUCUCAAUCAGGAGCAAGGAAGCUACACAGAACUGUCUG